Molecule: messenger RNA, 782 nt
Organism: Episyrphus balteatus (marmalade hoverfly)
Lineage: Eukaryota; Metazoa; Arthropoda; Insecta; Diptera; Syrphidae
Product: cuticle protein CP14.6-like
Exons: 2
Coding region: 324-665 (113 amino acids)
Cellular component (GO): chitin-based extracellular matrix
Molecular function (GO): structural constituent of chitin-based larval cuticle
Source: RefSeq, a predicted model, not a curated record
UACGAUUUUAUAAACAAGUUUAAAUUUGUUUGAGAACACCUAAUUAUUCUCUGCCACAAUAUUGAUUAGUUUAAAAAUAAUGUUAACGGAUCAAGUAGGAUGGUAAAUUAGUACUAAGUGCGCAUCCCAUUUAUUCCAAAGCUUAUUCAAGUGCUUUCAGUUGUUGUCAUCUAACUUAUCCGGUUCAAUAUUAUAACAGUACAUUUGAUUUCAAAUUGGGAUAACCACAGGAAUUAAAAUUCUUCAAUUUUUGUAUAAAACAAACUGAAAAAUUGCUUCAAAAUCAUUCAGUAAUCAGUUAUCACAACGUUUACUUGCUCAAAAUGAAAUUCACAAUUGUUUUUGUUGCACUUUUCUCUGUGGCUUAUGCUGCUACUUCACCAUUAGUCGAUGAGUCAAAGGGUGUUGGAGUUAUUCGUUACGAAAACACCAACAUUGGUGUUGGUGAAUACAACUAUGUCCUUGAAACCGCUGAUGGCAAAUAUGUAGAAGAAGAAGGAACUUUGAAGGAUCUUGGCAAGGAUGGAGGUAGUACGUACGCUGUCCAUGGAAAAUACAGCUACGUUGGACCCGAUGGUGUCACUUAUUUGGUCACCUAUGUUGCCGAUGAAAAUGGUUACCAACCCAGCGGUGACCAUUUGCCACAACUUCCCCCACAAAAAUAAAUUAUGACUGAUUACUGACUUAUUCGAAAACUUGACUUAUUUAAAGCUGUCAGUGGAUUUAAGCAAUUCGUUUACUUGCAAUUGAUUGCUAAGAAUAAAAAAUGAAAAAUGACUUUA